This is a messenger RNA of Serpula lacrymans var. lacrymans S7.9, 828 nucleotides long. RefSeq lists its product as uncharacterized. The transcript has 4 exons. The record is from RefSeq and is a predicted model, not a curated record. NCBI's taxonomy places the organism in Eukaryota, Fungi, Basidiomycota, Agaricomycetes, Boletales, Serpulaceae. The coding region runs from base 1 to 777 and encodes 258 amino acids.
AUGUCCUCUCACACAACACUCCAAGCUCCAUCAGCCGAACAAGCACCUAACACAAAUAUUGUGUUACUCAAAGCGGCUGUAAGAGACAUUGAAGAGAUGAAGAUUACUCACCUUGCAUUCAAGGAUCUAACAGACAAAAAUGUCAAGAUUCUGAAUGCCAAAAACCUCCUCUUGAAGCAGGACAAUCUGCAGAUGAAAGCCAACAUUGAAAACCUGAAAAAACAGGUUGACUUCUUGAAAAAAAACUUGGGUGUAGAAUGUGUGGAGUACGACAAUGAUGGAGAGGACCAGGCAACCGAACAAGUCAAUAACAAUGAUGCAAGCACAACACAGUCACUUACCGACACCAAUAUUUCCCUUUCCAACAUUGAUCUGUCGAAUGUUGAUUUAGAGACCCUGCCACCGGAACAAAAAGAGAUUAUAAGCCUUGAAGUGGCUGACUCAAAAAUUGUCAAGAUAAACCGGAAGCAAAACACUUACCCAAUUUCCCCUCCUCUAUCAGGAAAAAAGGUCCAAGCACGUGAGAAAGAGUCUGAGGCAGCUCAAUUAAUUGAUGAUGAUGACGAUGAAAUUGCCAUCAGUGUACCUGUAUCUAAAGCACACAGAAAUUCCCGUGCACAAUCAAAAUGUGACCAACGCAAAUGCAAACGGCCUCUAUCGGCAUACACUGACCCGAAAUAUGAUGCAGCAUUCAUCAUCAACGCUAUGUCUGACAAUGAGGAUGACCCUGAUUAUAGGCCAACAUCAAAUGAACCUAAGACAUUCAGGACAAGUUGAGUGGAUAUUUCAGAUUGUUCAAAUUCGUCUUGAGUAAGGGAAGUCAUUUUU